AUGAGUGGGAAGAUCAUCUUUUAUGAGGACCGUGAUUUCCAGGGUCGCUCCUAUGAGUGCAACAGCGACUGUGCCGAGCUGAAUUCCUUCCUGAACCGCUGCAACUCCAUCAGAGUGGAGAGCGGCGUGUUUGUGGUUUAUGAUCGUCCCAACUACACUGGCCACCAGUACCUCCUUAGGAGAGGAGAGUAUCCUGAGUAUCAGCACAUGAUGGGUUUCAGUGACUGUAUUAGGUCAUGCCGUAUGAUCCCAGCGUACAAAGGAACCUAUAGAGUGAGGAUCUAUGAGAGGGAGAACUUUGGAGGCCAGAUGAAUGAGCUGAUGGAUGACUGCGACUCCAUCCAGGAUCGCUUCCACAUGUCUGACAUCCAGUCCUGUCACGUGAUGGAUGGUUACUGGCUGAUGUACGAGCAGCCCCACUACAAAGGCAGGGUGAUAUACUUGUGGCCUGGAGAGUACAGGAGCUUCAGAGACAUGGGAUAUGAUAACUUAAGAUUCGGCUCUAUCAGGAGAUUCAUGGAUUCCUGCUAA
Messenger RNA from Chanos chanos (milkfish), 531 nucleotides. RefSeq names its product gamma-crystallin M3-like. The record is from RefSeq and is a predicted model, not a curated record. NCBI's taxonomy places the organism in Eukaryota, Metazoa, Chordata, Actinopteri, Gonorynchiformes, Chanidae. The transcript has 3 exons. The coding region runs from base 1 to 531 and encodes 176 amino acids. Gene Ontology annotation, molecular function: structural constituent of eye lens. Gene Ontology annotation, biological process: lens development in camera-type eye; visual perception.